Molecule: messenger RNA, 1666 nt
Organism: Chanos chanos (milkfish)
Lineage: Eukaryota; Metazoa; Chordata; Actinopteri; Gonorynchiformes; Chanidae
Gene: pfkfb2b
Product: 6-phosphofructo-2-kinase/fructose-2,6-biphosphatase 2b
Exons: 16
Coding region: 86-1666 (526 amino acids)
Biological process (GO): fructose metabolic process; fructose 2,6-bisphosphate metabolic process
Cellular component (GO): cytosol
Molecular function (GO): ATP binding; 6-phosphofructo-2-kinase activity; fructose-2,6-bisphosphate 2-phosphatase activity
Source: RefSeq, a predicted model, not a curated record
GAGAGAAACUGGAGCAGCUGGCUCAUCGGAGGCCAAGAAAACAGAACCUCGGGGCAAAGAGAAAAAAUGUUCCUGGGCAUCCUACAUGACCAAUUCCCCCACUAUGAUAGUGAUGAUUGGCUUGCCAGCACGGGGAAAAACCUACAUGUCAAAGAAGCUAACUCGAUACCUCAACUGGAUUGGUGUUCCCACAAAGGUUUUUAACCUUGGUGUGUACAGAAGAGAGGCCGUCAAGUCCUACAAGUCAUAUGACUUCUUCAGGCAUGACAAUGAAGAGGCUAUGAAAAUAAGAAAACAGUGCGCCUUGGUAGCCCUGCAAGAUGUGAAAGCCUAUUUAAAUGAGGAAGGAGGUCAAAUUGCUGUAUUUGAUGCAACGAACACUACGAGGGAAAGACGUGACCUCAUUCUUAAUUUUGUGAAGGAAAAUGCGUACAAGGUGUUUUUUGUGGAGUCUGUGUGUGACGACCCAGAGGUCAUCGCAGCCAAUAUUCUGGAAGUGAAAGUGUCAAGUCCAGAUUACCCAGAAGGACAUAGGGACAAAGUGAUGGAUGAUUUCCUGAAACGUAUUGAAUGCUAUAAAGUCACAUACCAGCCACUGGAUCCUGAUGAAUAUGACAAGGAUCUGUCCUUCAUUAAGGUGAUAAACGUGGGCCGGCGGUUCUUGGUGAACCGCGUUCAGGAUUACAUCCAGAGUAAGAUUGUGUACUACCUCAUGAACAUUCACGUUCACUCCCACUCCAUCUACCUGUGUCGCCACGGAGAGAGCAACCAUAACAUGGAAGGGCGCAUCGGGGGCGACUCUGAGCUCUCCGAGAGAGGGAAACAGUUUGCCAGUGCUCUGCGAAAAUUCAUAGAGGAACACAAGCUGUCUGAUCUGAAGGUUUGGACGAGCCAGCUGCGGAGAACGAUCCAGACGGCCGAGGAGCUGAACGUCCCCUACGAGCAGUGGAAGAUUCUCAACGAGAUAGACGCUGGUGUGUGUGAGGAGAUGACGUAUGAAAUGAUUCAGAAAACCUUUCCUGAGGAGUACGCCAUGAGAGACCAGGACAAGUAUCACUAUCGCUACCCCGGAGGAGAGUCGUAUCAGGACCUGGUUCAGCGUUUGGAGCCGGUGAUCAUGGAGCUGGAGCGACAAGGAAAUGUUCUCGUCAUCUGUCACCAGGCAGUCAUGCGGUGUCUUCUGGCCUACUUCCUGGACAAGAAUGCCGAUGAUCUUCCCUAUCUGAAAUGUCCUCUACACACAGUUCUCAAACUCACCCCUGUUGCCUACGGUUGUAAAGUGGAGAUGUUUUAUUUGAAUGUGGAGGCAGUGAACACACAUCGUGACAGACCACUUGUAAAUAACUCUUGUUUAACGAACCUGGUCUUUCCCGUCUCCAACCAGGGGAAAGUCCGAAGAGAACCUGCUCCCGUCCUGCUGCGGCGGAAUAGUUACACUCCUCUUUCCAGUCACGACCAGGUCAAGAGGCCACGACUCUACAGCGCGGGCAACCGGCCCUGGUUCCCCCUCACUCCUUCCCCCUCAGCUCUGCAUUUCCCCAGGACGCCAGAGGGGGCUCUGCUCCAUUCACAGUCUCGGGUGGGAGGAAGUUAUCUGACUCCUUGUGUGAAGGAUCCGACUUUGGCGACCCAGAAGACCCUAGUGACUGUGUCCGCUUCUGAUUAG